Molecule: messenger RNA, 1509 nt
Organism: Chelmon rostratus (copperband butterflyfish)
Lineage: Eukaryota; Metazoa; Chordata; Actinopteri; Chaetodontiformes; Chaetodontidae
Gene: akirin2
Product: akirin 2
Exons: 5
Coding region: 332-871 (179 amino acids)
Biological process (GO): positive regulation of innate immune response; positive regulation of transcription by RNA polymerase II
Cellular component (GO): chromatin; nucleus
Molecular function (GO): transcription coregulator activity
Source: RefSeq, a predicted model, not a curated record
UAAAACAGUUUGAGCCGUUGUGUUUAGUAUCGGAAGUAGUGUCGCAAAAUCUGCUAUCAUCUGAUUUUAUACCAAUUUUACCCUCCGUUAGUUUAUCCAGACUACUUCAAGAUAUACUCGGUGAUUUAAGCACCGUGAGAUUUAUCAGCAGAAGGCAACGAGGAACGAAAAGAGUACGUAUUUGUCUGAAGCCCGUAACCGCUUCUGCCAUUUGACCUAGCUAACGUGAGCUAGCAUUAGUAGCACAGACCUGGGCCCAGGUCAGUGACUCUCCUGGAUAACAGGGAAUUUUAGGUUUUCAAUUUUAGAUCUGUAGACACAGCUCAGCGUGAUGGCUUGUGGGGCUACCCUGAAAAGGACUCUGGACUUUGAUCCGUUAAUGAACCCGGCUUCGCCUAAAAGAAGGAGGUGCGCCCCGAUCAUGUCUCCAGUCUCUUCACCACAGAAAUAUUUGCGUAUGGAGCCCUCACCGUUCGGGGAAGUGUCCUCCAGACUCACUACAGAGCAAAUUCUACACAACAUCAAACAGGAGUACAAGCGGCUGCAGAAACGACGACACCUGGACAGUGCUUUCCAGCAGGCAGAUGGCUGCUGUCCUCUAGAGCUGCAGAACAUUCAAAGUGGACCUGUGCUACCAGGUACGUCCUCAGGUGCCUCAUCCCCCACCAGGAAAGAGCAGCCUUUAUUCUCCCUCAGACAGGUUGGGAUGAUUUGUGAAAGACUACUGAAAGAGCGAGAGGACAAAAUCCGUGAGGAGUACGACGAGAUACUGACUACAAAGCUUGCAGAGCAAUAUGAUGCAUUCGUCAAGUUCACGCAUGAUCAACUGAUGCGAAGGUUUGGAGAGCAGCCUGCUAGCUAUGUUUCCUGAGUGUCAGCGUGUGAUAUCCAGGAAUACCAUUUGCUGCAAACUACUCCAGGGACUCAGUGGGUCUAGUGGGACUUUUCUCCUAGCUGUGCCAUAUCGCCUCUAUGUGGACUCACUGCCUCAGGCAUCAGUUAGUGGCAUCCACGUUUGCUGUGUCUGCCAGAGUUAGGAGGGCUUCCUGCUGCCAACCUGUUCAAGGACUCUCUGACUCUACCAGUGGCCUCUUAACUGCCGUGUCAAUAUUUAUUUGGCUUUGUUUCUGAUGCCUUCGUUAAAAGGCCGAGUGCCACCACACACUUGGCCUUUUAAUUUUAUUUUUGUCAAAUGUAGUUUUUUUUCCACAGAAGGAUGUUAGUUGUGCAGCUUCUCUAUAUGUACAUUUUGAAAAAGGGAUUGAACAUUGACGAGUGGACAGACCAAGGCCGCCUUCAGUCUGGAUUCCAGGGACAGGCAUCUUGGCUUUUUUCAGCAUUGUUUUAAACUGUACUGCAGUUACUGCGAUUGCAUUUGUAUACACUGUAUUUUUUUUUAUUUUUUUGCUUGACUUUUGUUCAUUGUAUCAAAAUUUCAUGAUUUUAUUUGCUCUAGGUAUAAAGGUGCUUUGAUUCAAGAAAAGCGAACAAAUAAAGUGUUUACACAUG